GCUGUCAGAGAGUCCUCUGAACAGGACCUGUUUCAGGCUUCAUGUCUCAGAGCAGAGAGCAGACAGGGGACAGGGGACAGGGGACAGGUGUGAACCUGGGACACUCUGAGCACGAGACACACCUGACAGGUGAUCCGGCUCGGACAGGAGUCCUCAGAGAGCCAGGUUCCUCCUGUGACAACAGCCAGCACCGAGGCUUUAAAGGGUUCAGACUGAGACCAGAGCUGCGAUCAGGAUUCACAGGUACACACCUGCGCGCGCAGUGGACAGGUGUGAAGUCAACGCAGGUGCGUGCGCGUGCGUGCCGGCAAAGUGAAGCAGACAUGAACCACAUGGAGCACAUGGACCACAUCAACCACAGCACCAUGGAAACUGAUCACACCCACCAUCAUCAUCACACCAUGGCCCCGCCCACCACCAACGGACACGACCACGGAGGAGGAGGAGGAGGGCAUGAGGGACAUGGAGGAAUGGUGAUGACCUUCUACUUUGGCUACGAGAACGUGGAGCUGCUCUUCACCGGACUCCUCAUCAACUCUCCUGGAGAGAUGGUUGGGGCGUGUAUCGGGGUCUUCCUGCUGGCGGUCUUGUACGAGGGGCUUAAGAUGGGUCGUGAGACGCUGCUGCGUCGCAGUCAGGUCAACGUCCGCUACAACUCUAUGCCGCUGCCGGGGGCGGACGGGACGGUGCUGAUGGAGACGCACAAGACGGUCGGACAGCGGAUGUUAAGCCCCGCCCACUUCCUGCAAACCUUGUUGCACAUCGUUCAGGUGGUCGUCAGCUACUUCCUGAUGCUCGUCUUCAUGACCUACAACGCCUACCUCUGCAUCGCCGUGGCCGCUGGUGCUGGCAUGGGCUACUUCCUGUUCAGCUGGCGAAAGGCGGUGGUCGUUGACAUCACGGAGCACUGCCAUUAGCGAGCUGCUAGCUGCUUGCACCCAGCUGUGAGCCACGAGCUAACAGCAGGUCCUCUGAUUCUUUCUGAUCACAAUUGAUAAAAUGCUAAUGCUAACACUUUCCCUCUGUUAGCUUGCUAUCAAACCUAGGACUACAAAUCCCAGAAUGUUAGCGACAAACAGAGUUAGCAGUUAAGAGACACUAAAUGACUAAUGUUUCUCUGUAACCAUGGUAACACCCUGCUGUAGGUUAGCACACACUAACAGAGAGAGGUUAGCGUUUAUUUACAUUCGUCACAAACUUUUUAACAUUUUCUUUAAUUUGAACUCCUGCUGGAGGACGAGCCGGCCAAUCACAGCUCAGAUCACCUCGGGAGAUUCUAAUUGGCCAAAAUCAAAUCAUGAUGUUUUUUAUUUACCUUUUGGUGCCAUGACAACCAGAGAGUUAGCGCUCGCUGCUGCUAGCUAACGUCAGCACAUGUAGCUUUUAUAUUCACCUGUGUUAGUUAGCUUAGUUAGCCGCUGGCUAGCAGAGGAGACGGGUAAACGAUGAGCUCAUAGAAACGUCUGUUUAGAUUUUAUUUCAUUAAAAACAUUUUAAAAUGUUUCUUUAAGUUUUUACUCUUCGUCCUGAGCAGCCAAUCAGAGCUCAGCACGGUUGUUUGUUUGUCGGAUGUAACCAUGACGACGCUUCAGAAGUGAUUUCAUAUAAAAACACUUUAAACGUCUUUUUCCCUCGGCCACCGCCGGCCUUAAACCCACACCUGCUGCCUUAACCGGCCGACGGCGGCCAUGUUGAGUCUCUGGUCUCUUCGCUGCGUACAGGUGUGUUUUUGAACGAGGUCAAAGGUCACCAGGAACUAAAGGGGGUGUGUUUGUAAAGACCAAAAACCCAAGCAGAAAGCGCGGACGGCGUCCUGCUCGUCUGUCUCUGGCUGAGGUCGACUUCUGUGAUGUCAUUGUGAAUUAUUGUGAUUAUUUCUUAUUGGUUCACACUGGGAGGUGGGCGGAGUUAACUCACUGGACCAAUCGGGUUGCAGGGACGGAUUCCGGUUACUGGAUUUUUAUUCUGAAAACAACUGUUGAGAGCACAGCGACACCAUGUGGACACAAGUAUAAUGACGGUUCACAGGCUGCCGGCCUCUCACACACACACACACACACACACACCAUGUGACAAGUGUGUGUGUGUGUGUGUUCAGGCUGAGUCCUCUCGGUGUGGAUCUGAUGGUCUGUGUGUCGUUAAAUGAAGUCGAUGAAUCUGUCUGAAGGAAGCGUUUGUGUUGAAAUGAUGAACUGUCAAAAAUGCUGGAAUCAAAAAAACCAAUAAACUUUAUGAAGAAGAAAGUC
This is a messenger RNA of Notolabrus celidotus (New Zealand spotty), 2246 nucleotides long. RefSeq names its product solute carrier family 31 member 1 (gene slc31a1). Gene Ontology annotation, cellular component: membrane. The transcript has 5 exons. Gene Ontology annotation, biological process: copper ion transmembrane transport. Bases 42 to 917 code for a protein of 291 amino acids. The record is from RefSeq and is a predicted model, not a curated record. Lineage: Eukaryota; Metazoa; Chordata; Actinopteri; Labriformes; Labridae. Gene Ontology annotation, molecular function: copper ion transmembrane transporter activity.